AUGGAAUCGGAAGACAAUUCGGAAGAAACGUUGGAGUUACUCCGCCGAUGGAACAUUCCGGCGAAUCCACCGGAGAAGAUCAUCGACUCCCUCUUGGUUGGGCCAUGUAGCAGACCGAUUCGAAAGCAAUUGACCAAGAGCGACGUAAACGGAGAAGAGCUGAUGUCAGCAAUGAAGAAGAAGUUUCUGCCGCUGCUCGAUGAAUCAGAGAUUCGCCGCCACGGGAAGACUGUUUCGUUGUACGGACCAGACGGGAAGCUUCUUCAUGAUACGGAGACGUGGAUUACAGAUUCGCUUGUUGAUUCGAUUGCGGGAUGGAGGAAAUUCGUCGGCGAUUAUGAGCUCAAGGAGAAUUGCGAUUUCAUCACUGUUUGGAUGUUUAUCCACGAGGAGACUCAUGAGAUUUGCUUCGCGAUUGAAGUCAAAUCAAAGACAAAGAGGCUACUUUAG
This is a messenger RNA of Brassica oleracea var. oleracea, 450 nucleotides long. RefSeq names its product putative B3 domain-containing protein At4g03170. NCBI's taxonomy places the organism in Eukaryota, Viridiplantae, Streptophyta, Magnoliopsida, Brassicales, Brassicaceae. The transcript has a single exon. Gene Ontology annotation, molecular function: DNA binding. The coding region runs from base 1 to 450 and encodes 149 amino acids. The record is from RefSeq and is a predicted model, not a curated record.